GAUAAAUUGAUAUUACACAGUCGCAUACCACGCUUUGCGCGAUAAAGUCUUGUAUUUUGUUGCGUUCGUUUGUAGCGACGAUUCACGAGUUUUGAUCAUGUGAAAGACAGUUGAUGAGUUAAAAAAAAUGGUUAACGUCUCAUGUGUUGUGUUGCUGGUACUCUUUGUUGCGAUCGAUGGCUUCGCACUGCCCUUCGAAGGGUUGUAUAGACUGGAUAUAAUACACUACAAUGAUUUUCAUGCCAGAUUCGAGGAAACCUCCGUGGAGACUCCAACAUGCAGAUCCAAUAACUACUCCUGUUUAGGCGGUUUUCCAAGACUCUACCACGAGAUCGAAGUACUGCGGAAGGAGAAGCCGGAUUCCUUGCUACUGAACGCUGGAGAUAGUUUCCAAGGAACCUACUGGUACACACUGCUCAAAUGGAACGUGACGCAGCAUUUCAUGAACUUAUUGCCUCAUGAUGCGCACGCUAUCGGAAAUCACGAAUUCGACGACGGCCCCGAGGGUUUGGCUCCGUACCUGUCUGCCCUCAAAGCGCCUGUGGUCGCUGCCAACAUGGACUCUUCGAAGGAGCCGUCCCUGCAAGGGUUGUAUGUACCACACGUCAUCGUAGAGAGACAGGGACGCCGCAUCGGAAUCAUUGGGCUAAUCACGACCGAUACUGCGAAACUGUCAUCACCCGGUAAUGUGAUGUUCACGGACCCUAGGGAAGCGACUCGGCGGGAGGCACAAGCGUUGAAUGACAAAGGUGUCGAUAUCAUUGUUCUCCUGUCACACUGCGGUUUGGAUAUUGACAAAGAGCUGGCUCGCGACUACGGACAGUACAUAGACAUAAUUGUGGGUGGGCACUCCCAUUCUCUCCUGUGGAACGGGCCGUCGCCUAGUAACGAGACUGUAGUCGGUCCAUACCCUGUGUUCAUAGAACCCAGCGCUAAUAAGAAGCACAAGACACUGAUCGUGCAAGCAUCAGCAUUCACCAAAUACAUGGGUAACUUAUCAGUCUACUUCGAUUUCCGAGGCGACUACGUCAAAUGGGAUGGCGGUCCCAUUUUCUUGGACAGAUCUAUAGAUGAAGAUCAGGAGAUAAAGGCGAAACUGGCGCCACUGGCUAAAAUAGUGCACGAUGCGGAGAAUGUUCCUAUUGGAGAAACAAAGACCACUCUAUACUUUGAAGACUGUGUUUUCGGCGAAUGUGCCUUGGGGGAUGCUUUGACUGACUCACAGAACCAAUUCAGUAAAGAAAAGUUGAAGACGGAUUUGGAUCAUAUAUCAUUCGUUCAAAGAGGAAACAUAAAAUCCACAAUUAAUCAAGGCGUCAUAACUCAGGGUAGCGUAUUCGAGUUGUUACCGUUCAACGACCGGAUGCAAUCGUUCGAGUUGCAAGGAAAAUUCGUAUUAGAAGCACUGGAGAGGAGCGUCAGAGACGAGUGGGGAAGACACCCGUUCAAAGGGCCUUGGGUGUUGCAACUGUCAGGUUUACAAGUUACGUACAACAUCUCAAUGCCCGAAGGCCAGCGCGUGUCGUCAGUGAAUGUGGGAGAUAAGGACAGUGGCGCCCCCUUGGACCCUGACAAGUAUUAUCAAGUCACUGCGCCAACGUAUUUGUCCGAUGGAGGGGAUGGUUUCACAAUGUUCAGAGACCACAAGCGCAACGUCCAAAUCAUAGGCAGAGAUCAAAACAUAUUUGUUACUUACAUCAAGAAACACUCCCCUCUGAACGUAGUCACAGAUGGACGAAUCAAAAUCAUCGACGGUUAAAUACGCCCUAUAGUAUUUUUUAAUGGUGAUUUCGUUGUUUUAAAUAAAAGUAAACAGCUGAUAGAUUCCUCUUCUUUAUUAAGUGACUUGUCUGCGGUUACCACAAUUCUGUCUAUAAAAAAUUUUAGUAGGUAUUUGCAAUAUUAUCAGUUCGAAGGUACUUGAAC
Molecule: messenger RNA, 1926 nt
Organism: Chilo suppressalis (striped riceborer)
Lineage: Eukaryota; Metazoa; Arthropoda; Insecta; Lepidoptera; Crambidae
Source: the annotation of a GenBank genome assembly